Molecule: messenger RNA, 1537 nt
Organism: Anopheles nili
Lineage: Eukaryota; Metazoa; Arthropoda; Insecta; Diptera; Culicidae
Exons: 3
Molecular function (GO): protein binding
Source: RefSeq, a predicted model, not a curated record
AUGACACCCCCAAAACCAGCGCGCAGCCUCAGCAAAUCUCAGGCGCCAACCAUGAAGCCGGACGCGUUCACUCAACAAUCUGGGCUUCGUGUGCCACGCGGACGCCACCCAGGCCGAGAAGCUGGCCGAACGAAGGACGAAACAAAGACGGACCCGCGCAAGGCGACAACGAACAGCAACCAGCAUGGCAGCAUGGACUUUGACGAUCUGGCGCCGCACGUUGGGCGAGUUCGGGCGCUACCAGAAGCUCCUGUUCCGGUCGAGGAACUCGCCGUUAGAAGGACUCACCCGCCAUCACGUCAAACGCCGUCAGCACGGAAGAAACGGUCACCAGACCCAACCGAGGACGAGCAACCGAAGCUGACACCAGUGAACGAACCAGAUGGAGAACCAUCCGGAGAUGGUACACCAGCAGAAUCGGAUCCACCAGACCAACAGCCGGUGGAAUCCUUGCCGGUUGACGAGCCCACACCGGAACCAUCCAAUCAGGUGCUGGAAAUUGAAGGCACGGUGGAAGGCGAACCGGAUCAGGGUCAACUGCAGUCACAAAACCAGGCACCCGUGCAGCUCGAAGAACCGCCUAAUAUGCAACAAACGGUGCAGGAUGCGAUUGAUAGCGCUGACUUGGAGCAGCUGGCCACUAUCGUGCUGAACGGUGAAGGAAAACAACUCAUUGGACGAAAAUCCGGCCAAUCGGAAAUACAAGCGUUUCUAGACAACGUUCCAGCGUACAUGGCUAAAAUUCGACGAGUACACCUGGCGGCACGCGAGGGAAGCUGCGACGAAAUUUCCCCGCACGGUGCAACACCCCUACACGUGGCGACGGUGUUCGGGCACGCAGGAAUCGUGUGCUACCUUGCGGGUCGCUUCCCAGAGACACUCGGUGCCAUUGAUGACGAUGGCAGGACCCCCCUGCAUUAUGCGGCAACCCUGAAGGAUAACGGCCACUUCUACAAUCUGCUGACGCACCUUGGCGCCAAUCCAAAGGUGGAGGAUAACCUCAACCGCUCGGCCGAGUAUUAUCUGGGUCACGUGCAAUCGCAGGGCGUGCUGUCCCAUCGGCAACUGUUGCGCGAUUAUGGUGCCAAGGAAGAACUCGCCGAUGAGAUGCUGAACGAUCAAGAGCUGGGUGAACAACAGGUCGAGAUACCUUUAUUCCGCACCGAGGAAGGUCGUUAUCUCGCCACGUCUCUCGGAGAUCCGCUGAUCAAGGGCUUAACGGAGGUAGCGAACAAGCGGCCACCGGAUCCAAUAACGUAUCUGGCAAAUUAUUUGUUUAACUUUGCCAAUCAAAAAACGAAACCCAGUCGUAAGGAGUCAUCAGAAAACGACUCCAAUAACAACUUCAUCGAAGGUUCUGUAAACCAACCGGCCGAAAAGGAGCUCGAGAGCUCGGGAAAGCAAACGCCAGCCAACAUAGCGGCCACGGUGCAACCGACGAUGGAACCGAUAGCAGUCAAGGAUGAAAGUCAACCGUCACCUGACGAGCCGGAUUUGAUACCAGCUCCUUCGGAUGAUCGGGACGAACACGGACAGA